UAUCCGUUCUUAGCACGUCCAGGCUUUGGCCCAGGCGAACAAGACUGGGACCAUGUUGAGGUGAGGAAGGGUGCCCAUCUCUUCUAUUGGCUCUACUACACGACAGCAAAUGUGAGUUCAUUUGAAGAGCGACCGCUGGUCAUCUGGUUGCAAGGCGGACCCGGUGUUGCCUCCACAGGCAGCGGCUGCUUCGAGCAGCUGGGACCCUUCGACAUUGAGGGGCAACCACGUGCCAGCAAUUGGGUUCAGCACAUGAAUGUGCUCUUCAUCGACAGUCCAGUCGGCACUGGUUUUAGCUAUGUGGAAUCCUUUGGCGAAUAUGCUUUGAACAACAAGCAAAUUGCCCUCGAUCUUGUCUCACUAAUGACGGAUUUUCUGCGCUCACAUCCCGAGUUCCAACGUGUCCCAUUGCACAUCUUCUCUGAGAGCUAUGGCGGCAAAAUGGCACCGGAAUUUGCAUUGGAAUUGUAUCGGGCUCAGCAACGGGGCGAGGUGCAGUGUCAACUCAAGUCUGUGGUGGUGGGCAAUCCCUUUACCUCGCCUGUGGACACCAUUUUAUCCUAUGCCCCAUUCCUGUUGCAACAGGGCAUCGUGGACAACGAUGGCUUUAAGAACAUAUCGCAAGCUGCGUUAGAGUUGUCGCGAUUAAUAUAUACCGGCGAAAUGCUGAAGACCGUCAGACAGAAUGUAGAACUUCAGCAGUUAAUCGGUGAAACCACUGUGGGCAUCUUUUCCUCUUACAUCCAGAGACGGACUCAUGUGGAUUAUGUCUAUGAGUAUGGAGGAGAUCAAAAGGUGUGUGACUUUAUGCUGAAUAAUGUGACGAAGUCGCUGAAUCUCACACACAUGCCUGAAUGGGUAGUACGGAAUCUGUCGGUCUACUUCCAUCUCGGCAGCGAUCUCUUUAAGCCUGCCGUUCACAUAGUCACUCGUCUGCUGGACGAGACGCCAAUCCGUGUGGGCGUCUACUCGGGCAUCCAGGACUUGGUCUGUCCCACUCCUGGCACCGUCAACUGGAUCAAUAGCAUGAUGUGGGGCCGCAAGAAAUUGUAUGAGGAUGCCACUCGCCGACCUUUCCAUGUCAAUGGCUUUCUUGAGGGCUACGAGAAGCAGGGCGGAAACUUUAGCAUGUUUUGGGUCCUUCGCGCAGGACAUAUGGUGCAGCAGGAUAAUCCCGCGGCCAUGUCUCACAUUCUGCGAGAGUUUAUCGACUAUGGUUGA
Drosophila sulfurigaster albostrigata is the source of this 1221-nucleotide messenger RNA. Its product is annotated as retinoid-inducible serine carboxypeptidase-like. The annotation marks the transcript as partial. The record is from RefSeq and is a predicted model, not a curated record. Gene Ontology annotation, biological process: proteolysis. NCBI's taxonomy places the organism in Eukaryota, Metazoa, Arthropoda, Insecta, Diptera, Drosophilidae. Gene Ontology annotation, molecular function: serine-type carboxypeptidase activity. The transcript has 2 exons.